AUGCUAAAACCAAAAUAUCAAUUUCUGUUCCUAUUCUUCUUUUCAAUAUUGUCUUGUUUAUCAUUCUCCACUGCUAUCAUAACCCAUAAGUUCAAAGAAGCACCGGAGUUCUACAAUUCCCCAGAAUGCCCCUCCCACGCUUCAAAUUCAAAUCCAACCGUUCAAGUCGCAAUGACACUAGACACAACAUACAUCCGAGGUUCCAUGGCAGCAAUCCUAUCAAUCCUCCAACACUCUUCAUGUCCACAAAACAUCUUGUUCCACUUUGUCUGUUCCUCUAACGCCUCCAACCUAAACGCCACAAUCUCAACCUCUUUCCCAUAUCUGAAAUUCCAUCUCUACACCUUCGACGCCACCACUGUCUCUGGCCUCAUCUCAACUUCAAUCCGUUCAGCUCUUGACUGCCCUCUCAACUACGCUCGCACCUACUUACCAAAUCUCCUACCACUUUCCGUUACCCGAGUCGUCUAUCUUGACUCCGAUCUCAUUCUCGUCGACGACAUUGCCAAACUGGCACAAACACCAUUAGGAGAAGACUCUGUUUUAGCAGCACCGGAAUACUGCAACGCCAAUUUCACAUCCUACUUCACUCCCUCGUUCUGGUCUAACCCUUCUCUGUCGCUAACAUUUGCCAACAGAAAGCCUUGUUAUUUCAACACGGGUGUGAUGGUGAUUGAUUUGGAAAAGUGGAGAGAAGGGGAUUAUACUGCAAAGGUUGAGGAUUGGAUGGAGUUGCAGAAGAGAAUGAGGAUCUAUGAACUGGGUUCUCUGCCUCCUUUUUUGCUUGUUUUUGCUGGGAAGAUUGCUUCCGUGGAUCAUAGAUGGAAUCAACACGGACUUGGGGGUGAUAAUUUUCGGGGUCUUUGUAGAAAUCUUCAUCCUGGUCCAGUCAGUUUGUUGCAUUGGAGUGGGAAAGGUAAACCUUGGGUUAGAUUAGAUGCUAAUAGACCUUGUCCUUUGGAUGCACUAUGGGCACCUUAUGAUCUAUUACAAACUCCAUUUUCUCUUGAUUCUUGA
Vicia faba (fava bean) is the source of this 1017-nucleotide messenger RNA. NCBI's taxonomy places the organism in Eukaryota, Viridiplantae, Streptophyta, Magnoliopsida, Fabales, Fabaceae. The record is from the annotation of a GenBank genome assembly.